Messenger RNA from Microbotryum saponariae, 749 nucleotides. NCBI's taxonomy places the organism in Eukaryota, Fungi, Basidiomycota, Microbotryomycetes, Microbotryales, Microbotryaceae. The record is from the annotation of a GenBank genome assembly.
AUGUCCUUCGGCCGACCAGGGAAUGCCUCGAUCUCCUUUUCUGCUACUGCUCCGGGUAGGUUGUAGUUGUUCGUUCUUUUUUGGAUGCGGUGAUGUGUGCACAAGCUCGAGGAACGCUGAUGCUCGAUCGAGGGUUGCGAAACCUCUCCCGCUGGCGUGGGUGGGAUUCCCAAAAUCAGAACGAGGCUCUUUCCCAUUAGAUCAUGAAGGUUCGUCAACCACUACGGGAAAAAUUGGGACCUUUUUGAUUGAUCCCUCAUUUUUUUUCGACCUGGAUGAAUGGUAUGGGGUUCGACCGCCGCCAGGGGAAUGCAAAAGUUUCAUGAACCGUUACCUCGAAUGCAUGAAGCAGAGUCAACAAACCUCCACCGCUUGUAGGGGUUUGAGUAAGCAGUAUUUGGAAUGUCGGAUGCAGAGGUAGGUCGUUUUUUUGUUUUGUUUCGUAGUAGAGUGGGGGAUGGGAGCUGGUCCAAGAAAAAAGAAAAGAAAAAAGAAAAGGGAGCAAGGCUGAUUUGGGGAAUGUGUGUGUGUGUGUGUGCAGGGGUUUGAUGGAGAAAGUCGAAUGGGAGGAUUUGGGCUUUCAUGGUGAUGAACAAGGGGCGGAAGCGACGGCAGUUGGGGAGACUGCGGGGGCGCAACCGACAAAGAGGAGUACACAUGGACCACCGUCGACAACCACACCGCAAGGAGAGGAGACAGGGACUGGAGCAGGCACAGGGACAGGGACAGGGACAGGGAGGCAGGUCUAG